Messenger RNA from Drosophila biarmipes, 1285 nucleotides. RefSeq names its product leucine-rich repeat-containing protein 56. Bases 1 to 1203 code for a protein of 400 amino acids. Gene Ontology annotation, molecular function: protein binding. The transcript is spliced from 2 exons. Lineage: Eukaryota; Metazoa; Arthropoda; Insecta; Diptera; Drosophilidae. The record is from RefSeq and is a predicted model, not a curated record.
AUGCCACUGCUGGAGGCUCCUGCCGAGUAUCUGGAGUCCUCUCCGGAUCACUCCCUGCAGGCGGAGCUGCCCAUCCUCUUGGCCCCACCAGGUCCGGCGGCCCUGGCACAGGUCCGGAUGCCUCCGCCUGAGGUGCGUCUCAACCAGCCGAAUCCUGCCCAGCAGCAGCAGCGGGCGCAGCUCAACCGUCGACAACUGGCCCGCCGUAACUCCUUCGAUCGGGAUGUGCCCCUUACCGAGGAGACCCAUGCGCUGCCGGCCUUCGUGCAUCUGCUGCCCGUGGUUUUGCCCCAGCAGGCCCCGGAACCGACCUUGGACGAGCUGCUGCGGCGAGUCACGCAGCGCACGGACCUGGAGGCGGUGGAGUCGGUGCGCCUGCGCGUGAUAUCCUACACAAUCAGCCUCUCCCGGCAGUCCCUCUUCCUGCCGCGCCUCCAAAGCCUCGACCUGAGUGGCAGCGUGCUGAGUUCGCUGAGGGACCUGGGCUACGGACUCCUCCAGCUGACCCGGCUGGACAUCAGCAACUGCGGCCUGAACAGCUUCGACGGCACCAGCGGAUUGCCGGCCAUCCGGGUGCUCAUCGCCGAUGGAAACAUGAUCCAACGCGUCGAUCCUCUGGCCGAACUGGUCCACCUCCGCGUUCUGAGGGCAAGGAACAACCGGAUCAGCGAACUGGGUCUGCUCUCCUUCCUGGGAAUGUGCCCGCAGCUGCAGGAGGUGGAGUUGCAAGGGAACCCCGUCUGCCGGCUGCCGCUCUACCGCUCGCUCCUGGCGCGCAGUGUGCCCACGCUGCAGCUGCUGGAUGGACGGGUGUUGAAUGCUCCGGCUGCUCCGGUGGCGGUCGAGGAAGCUGCAUCCCCGACCUCCAGCGAUCUAGAGUCCGGCUCGGAGGCGACUGCCCAACGUCCGGCCACCGCACCUGCUCCGGAACCCAUUCAGAUCUCACUGAGCACCAGCAUCCGGAGGCAAGUGUCAGCCAGUUCCGCCUCCACUCCGGUGGCCGGAUCGGUCUUAGGUCUGGUUCGACAGCGGCGGAGGCGGAGCGGCCACGCUUGGGUCAGUUCCUCCUCCUCCAGCGGAUCAUCCUCCGCCUCAUCGGCCAGGUCCACCAGGGCACCUUCGGUGAGCUCCUGCUCCUCCAACAGCAGCCUCGACGUGCAGUCAUCCACUUAUGCCUUCAGUCCGCAGUCAACGCUGGACUAAAACGCACUAUGUUAUUCAUAAUCCAUGAUUGUUAAUAACACUUAAGACAUGAAUGUAUGAAUGGUAAAUAAUGUAUGUUAGG